Messenger RNA from Lingula anatina, 17973 nucleotides. RefSeq lists its product as uncharacterized. NCBI's taxonomy places the organism in Eukaryota, Metazoa, Brachiopoda, Lingulata, Lingulida, Lingulidae. Gene Ontology annotation, cellular component: extracellular region. The record is from RefSeq and is a predicted model, not a curated record. Gene Ontology annotation, molecular function: chitin binding; protein binding.
UAAACUGUCGAAAACUUCUGAACACAGCAAGCAGGUUCUUGCUGUCAUUUUGUCUAUGUUUUAAGUUGAUUUUUGUUCUAAUAACUGUGGUAUUUAUAACAUUUACUUGGAAUACACAAUGUUACGGUAACUGGAUUUGAGAAAUGAGGCGAAAGAAGGAACCGGGCAAAGAAAGAAGCAUGUCGCGGACACCUGAAUUACAUAGUUAUGGCGGACAUGCCCCUUUCAGAAUGACCUCCUCGUCCAGGAAGAAGUUUACAGAAACAUUGCUGAUUUUAGUCGUACUAUGCGGUUUAUGUAUCGCUAAUACACGUGGUGCUUGUAACUGUGAAACAGACUGUGCCAGUAACUGUCCCGCUGGCACACACUGGAAUAAUGGGUCAUGCAGUGAAUGCCCACAAGGAUACUACUGCCCUGGAGGUAGUACAUCCAUGCAAGCAUGCCCAGCAGGUACAUAUAAUUUCCAGACGUCCCAGAUUGCCAGAGCUAACUGUACGGAUUGUCCAGCAGGUAGUUACAGCUUUGCUGCAGGUUCGGUAAGCUGUGACGAGUGUCCUGCAGGAAAAGCGUGCCCCAUUGGCACGUCUGUCCCCACAGACUGUAGCAGUGGUCAGUAUGCACUUAAUGGGAGUGCGUCUUGUGAGAACUGCCCUGCUGGCUUUAAGUGUCCUGAACCCUAUGAGCCACCUGUGUAUUGUGAAGAGGGAACGUAUCAAAACACUCCAGGUCAAACAACUUGUGUAACAUGUCCUGCGGGUUUUGGAUGUCCUCACAGGAAUGACACUGAGGCCUGUGCAGCGGGAUUUGAAAGUUUUGCGGGUGACGCUCUGUGUCACCAGUGUCAACCUGGAAAUUAUAGUUAUGCAGGUGCUGCAAUAUGUGAGCUGUGCCCAGUAGGUUUUGAAUGCAGUAAUCCAGCCACAGCACCUUCACAGUGUGGGCGGGGCUUUGUGUCAGUUGGUGGACAGACAACUUGUACAGCCUGUCAAUCAAAUGAGUAUACCAGUGGUCCUGGUCAGUCCAGUUGUCUUCCAUGUCCAGCAGGACGAAAAUGCUCAGACCCAACGCAAGCUCCUACAAGUUGUACCUCUGGGACAUAUGCCUAUGAAGGGAAUGGUACAUGCACUGUGUGUCCACGGGGACAGUACUGCACAAACCCUCAGUCCCCGCCACAAGAUUGUCCUGGAGGUACCUACUCUGACAUAGGCUGGACCCAAUGUGAGCCGUGCCCUGCUGCUUACGGCUGUGCAGACGCUGCCUCCACACCAGUGCAGUGUUCCCCAGGACAAUACAGUGCAGAAGGACAGACAGCCUGUACAAACUGUACCGCGGGGACCUUUUGUCCAACAGGUGCAACCGUGGAGAUUGCCUGUGCUGAUGGCUAUUACUCUGAGACUGGGUGGACUGCCUGUCUGGCCUGUCCGCCAGGAUAUUCGUGCACUGCCUCGGCUGCCACGGCAUGCAGUGCAGGCACGUACUCUACAGGGCUCGCCACAGCAUGCACACCAUGCCCACUUGGAUACUACUGUGCUGACCAGGGGAGCACCCCUGUGGCCUGUCCUGCUGGUUUCUACAAUGUGGACCCCACAGCCACCAACUGUACUAUAUGUCCAGCUGGCUUUGAAUGUCCCAGCACAGAGACUGUGGGAUCAGCUUGUAACCAAGGCUACCAGAGCACUGCUGGUCAGACAUCCUGCACCAUCUGUCCAGCAGGGUAUGCAUGUCCAGACACUGCUAACCCCUUUCACAAUUCACCCUGCUGGGCAGGGUCUUAUUCCAUCCUGGGCAGUGAGACAUGCACUGAGUGUCCAGCUGGGAAAUACUGCCCCAGCACCACUGAGGCAGUAGAGCUGGCCUGUGAACUGGGCACCAUCUCUGCAGGCAAUGUGUCUGAGUGUACAGCAUGUGCCGCGGGCUGGAAGUGCCCCAAUGCUGACGGCUCAGGGAUGGUGGAAUGUCAGCCAGGGGAGUUCUCUGAGGCACGUGCAUCCAUUUGCACAGUAUGCCCAAAAGGAUACGCCUGCCCUAACACCUCAAUGGAUUACCAAGUCCAGUGCAGUGCUGGUACAUAUUCUGUUGGUGGUCAGACUGAGUGUACAGCAUGCGCAGCAGGGAAGUAUUGCCCAAGUAUUCUGGCAGCAGUGGAAUUAAACUGUCCAAGUGGGAGUUUUUCUGUGGGAAAUGCGUCCAGUUGUACCAUGUGUCCACCUGGGUAUUACUGUGCAGCAACUGAUUCUGACAGCAGGAUUGCCUGUGACCCAGGACAGUAUGCUCUUGGUGGUAAAACAGCGUGUACAGACUGCGAGGCAGGUUUUAAGUGUCCCUUUACCACCACUGGCCAGGAGAGGUGUCCAAAUGGGUUCUACAGUCCUGCUGUCUCUACUAACUGCACUGGAUGUGAAGCUGGAUACUAUUGCCCAAGAACAGAAUUCAAUGCCAAGAGAGAGUGUGAUCCAGGCACCUACUCUGCAGGCCUGAUGACAGCGUGUCUGGCCUGUGACGCUGGUUACACUUGCCCAGCUGGGUCAACGUCCCCUCGUCCCAAUGGCACCGAGUGUAACGCUGGUGGCUUUUGCGACGGAAGGGACUUCUUUGGAUGUCCAGCAGGAACAUACAAUCCCAACAAUGCAUCCAAGUCCAUUGCUGACUGUUUGCCUUGUCCUCCAGGCUACUACUGUCAGGGCACUGGUAACACUGGGUUUGAAAGUAGUCCCUGUCCUGCUGGCCACUAUUGUCUGCUGGGAACUCAGAACCCAACACAGCAUGCCUGUCCUGGUGGGACAUACAGCCUUGUCACAAACUUAACCAGUGCCUCCCUGUGUCUACCGUGCCCAGAAGGAAAGUACUGCCCUGCUGGGUCAUCCACGGAUGGCCUGGACUGUCCAGCUGGUUUCUGGUGCCAUGCCAGUCAGGGAACGGGAUUCCUCAACCCUUGUUCUAUAGGCACUUACAGCAACGCUACUGGACUUGUCAACAGCACCCAGUGUGUGGACUGUCCAGUGGGUCACUACUGUCCAUGGGGAUCUGCCAACGCCCCGAGGGUCACGCCCCUCCCCUGUGAACCAGGGUAUUAUAACCCCUUGGAGAGGACGGGGCAUGAGCUGAACUGUAAGCUGUGUGACGCAGGGUGGGCGUGCCCUCUGAUUGGACAAUAUAAUGUCACUGUCCCAUGCUCACAAGGUUACUACUGUCCUAAUGGCACCAUUACCCCAGACCAGUACCCAUGUAAACCUGGCACCUACACUGGCCGUACUGACCUGACCAGUGCUGAGGAGUGUGACCCAUGUCCACCUGGUUUCUACUGCUCAUGGGGGACAGGAGUGGACAUCAGUCCCCCACAGAACUGUAUGCCUGGCUACUACUGUCCAGCUAUGACCCCAACCCCUGACCGCUACCCAUGUCCAUCAGGGACAUACUCAGCUAGUGCCAACUUGUCUGCUGCUGACCAGUGUACUCCAUGUGAUCCAGGAUACUACUGUAAUGGAGGAGAACCAUGGACCAGUGGACCCUGCCCAAGAGGUUACUACUGCCCAGAAGGAACUGAGUACCCCACACAGUAUGGCUGUCCCAAUGGCACAUACAAUGAUGUCGAAGGCCUUUACAAUGAAACACAGUGCAAAACAUGCCAUCAGGGCACCUACUGUGAGUUUGCAGUGAGUGAUGUCACGGUGUGCCCCAGGGGGACCUUCAUGCCCUGGGGUACCAACCUUACCAGUGGGGAGGUGGUGCUGGAUUAUUUCAUUGGAGCUGGCAUCCCUGCCCAGCGUCAGUUCUCCUGUGUGGACUGUGUGGGUGGCUAUUACUGUUUGGAGAAUACGACCACACCAAUACCUUGUGGAACAGGAUUUUAUUCCAAACCAGGGCAGUUUGAAUGUACUGUCUGUCAAAUAGGACAUUAUUGUGACAAUGAGACCACCUCAGAGACCAUGAUGUUGACAGAGAAGAGGUGUCCCGCAGGAAGGUACUGUCUGCCGGGACUGCACAGUGAAUCGAAUGCCUUAAACUGCUCCAAAGGAAUGUACUGUCCUGAAGCCACGGUGGAGGAGAUCAACUGUCCAGUCGGCACCAUAAACAGAGUGACCAAUGGUCCUGACAUCAGUGCUUGUGAGCCAUGUCCAGCUGGUUAUUACUGUCUGGAGGGGGUGUUUGUAGAGAGUGGGAUGUGUGACCCAGGCUACUACUGUGACAGUCCUAUUACCAAUGUGUAUGGCAGCUCUCCUGCUUUGAUUGGUCCAUACGGUCCGAGACAGGCUGCCUGUCCUGAGGGAACCUACUCUAAUGUGUCAGCCACUCCCAAUGUGACCAUGUGCUUGACCUGUCCAAGAGGCUACUACUGUCCAGUGGCUUCAAUUGACCCUACAGACUGCCCCAGAGGGUACUACUGUGUGGACGGCUCUUCCAAGCCAGAGCCCUGUCCCAUUGGCAGAUAUGGGAAUAAUACAAACCUAGAACAGAUGACCGACUGCCGUCUCUGUGACCCAGGGAUGUACUGUGAUGCCCCAGGUCUGUUACAGGCCAGAGGCCAGUGUGAUCCUGGGUUUCUAUGUUAUUCUGGGGCCACCACAUCAGCCCCCAAUGACAACACCACUGGGGUGAUUUGUCCCCGAGGAGGUUAUUGUACAUCAGGAUCAUGGGAGGCAUUGCCAUGCCCAAUGGGGACCUACAGUAACGAGUCUGGUGCCACGACAAUCCAGGGGUGCCGCGACUGUGAUGAGGGCUACUACUGUUCCUCUGUGGCUGGAGGUGAACCAACGGGACUCUGCUGGGGAGGUUAUUACUGCACUGGAGGGGCACAUAAUCCCAGGCAGCAUAUUGUAGACCAAGGUUAUUAUGCUACAAACGGUUCAACAGCACAGACGGAGUGUGCCAUUGGAACAUACAAUCCGUACUACGGGCAGUCGGAGUGCUUUGUAUGUGAUGAAGGCUUCUACUGUCCUGACAAAGCUAUGACCAAUCGGACAGCUUGUCCAGCUGGGAAGUACUGUAUGAGUGGGAGCUAUGUCCCCUUGGACUGCCCUCCUGGAACCUUUUCUAACAUCACACAUGCCACCAGUAGGGACAACUGCACUAUAUGUCCAAAGGGCUACUACUGCCGAGACAAUGGUGCCACUGCGCCAGCUGGUCAGUGUAAAGCUGGACACAUCUGUUACGAAAGUGCACUGGACGAUGACCCUGUCUUUAACAACGACACAGCAGGGAACAAGACUAUCAUCCUGUGGGGAGACCGUUGUCCAGCUGGUCACUACUGUCUGCAGGGUACAGCCGAGCCUACCCCCUGUCCCAGGGGAACCUAUAACCCAGAUAAAGGAGGUGCCUCUAUUGCUGCGUGCUUAGAUUGCGAUCCUGGAACAUAUUGCGCCGCUGCAGGACUCACUCAUGUGUCAGGUCUGUGCAGUGCUGGGUAUUUCUGUACGGGCGGAGCACAUCUCCCAGAACCCCUGGAUAACUCCACCACAGGAGGGAUCUGCCCCCAGCACCACAUCUGUGUUAAUGGCACCGACACUCCAAGCCUCUGUCCUGCAGGUUACUAUGCCAACAACACAGGAUUGUGGGAAUGUACGCUGUGUAUCGCUGGCUACCUAUGUCUUCCUGGACAGGCCCCUGUUUUAUGUCCCAGAGGUCAGUACUGUGAGGCCAGUACAGAUAUUAUACCAGUUACUCAGGGUACAGCUUGCCCCAGGGGGACCUACGGGAACAGGGUGGGGCUGGCUGCAGAGAGUGAGUGCACAGACUGUGAUGGAGGAGCAUACUGCCUCACCACAGGUCUUCAGAACGUGACAGGUUUAGUCAGUGCUGGCUACUGGGCCUUGACCAGGGCUAAAGUGUUUGCCCCCGAAUUUGACCCAGAAACCACUGCAGACUAUGGGUGGUGUCCAAAAGGCCACUACUGCCCAGCAGGCACCUCAGAGCCAAUACCAUGUCCAGCAGGCUCUUAUGGAUUUAGCAUCAAACUUGGAAGUGAGUCAGCAUGUACAUCUUGUGACCCAGGGACAUUUUGUCCAUCAUUAAACAUGACUGCCACAGGCUCACCUUGUGCUGCUGGCUAUUACUGCAUCAGAGGCUCCCCCACUGCCACUCCAGUCAAUGAAACCUAUGGAGACAUCUGUCCUACAGGUUACUACUGCCCAGUUGGCUCCUCGUCCCCACAGCCAUGCGCCGCAGGAACAUACGCCAAUGUUACGGGAACGGUAACAUGUCCGGCAUGUCCAGCUGGCUCUUACUGUCCAAUCAACACCUCCUGGCCCAUUGAAUGUCCUGCAGGGUUUGCAUGCCCUGAGAGCUCUGUUGAUGCCUUUACCAACCCAUGCCCCAGGGGAAAAUACAGUAACAUUACUGGGAGAAGUGCUGUAUCAGAAUGUUUGAGUUGCCCCCCUGGAUACUACUGUGGAACCACAGGACUAUCAACACCAACAGACCUGUGUGAUGCUGGCUGGUUUUGUACUGGAGGUGCAGAGUUUGCCCAGCCGUCUGCCUCUGACCAGGGAGGUCAGUGCCAGCCAGGGUAUUACUGCCCCAAUGGAACCUCCGCCAUGAUACCUUGUGACCCAGGAGAGUACUGUGCUGACACUGGGCUUGCGGCACCCAAUGGGCUGUGUGAUGCUGGCUUCUUCUGUCUCAGUGGUGCCAGCUCAAAUGCUCCAACAGAUGGCACCACAGGUAACGUCUGCCCAGCUGGUAGCUACUGUCCCUCAGGCAGCAUCAAUGGCACCCUGUGUCCCCCGGGGACUUUUAUGAACAACACAGGCAGCCAGCAGGUUGCAGACUGUCUUAACUGUACUGCGGGGUACUACUGUGGUGGCUAUGGCAAUGUCUACCCCACUGGUCAGUGCACUGAAGGAUACUACUGUCCAGAGGGCAUAAGUGACCCUACUCCUGUCCUGUACCCAUGUCCUCAAGGUCACUACUGUGCCAGAGGAAGCCAUGAGCCUGUCCGCUGUGUGGCUGGCUACUACCAGGAUGAGACGGCACAGGGAGCAUGUAAACUGUGCCUAGAAGGAUUCUACUGUGACAAUACCAGAGAGCCGGUGGUGCUGUACAACACCUCCUACUGUCCUGAGGGUUACUACUGCCCCAAUGGUACUCGGUUCAGCACAGAGUUUCCCUGUCCUAAUGGGACCUACAGCAGCAUACAGGGGCUGAGGUCUGUGGGAGAGUGCACCCAGUGUGCAGGAGGGUACUACUGUGAUGAACCAGCACUGAGCAACUAUACUAAGUUGUGUAAUGCAGGUAAGUAUUUCUGCCGUCUCGGAGCCAAGUCAGGAACACCUCUUGGGGAACCAAAUGCAGAUGAGUGUCCUGCUGGGUUCUUCUGUCCAGAGGGCAGCACUGAGCCACAGAAAUGCCCCCUGGGAACUUUCUCCAGUAAUGUCCGUCUUACAGCUGCAACUGAUUGUUCAAACUGUACUCAAGGCUACUACUGCAAUGGACUCAACCUGACCACACCCACUGGUCAGUGCUGGGGUGGCUACUACUGUCCAUCCAAUUCUCAAGCCAGCACUCCAGAUUAUGCACUAUGUCCAGAGGGAAGUUACUGUAUUAAUGGAAGUUUUGUCCCAGAACCAUGUCCACAAGGUACAUACUCCAACCUGACUGGCCUGGCCGCAGCCUCAGAAUGUCUCCAGUGCCCAGGGGGAUAUUACUGUGAGACCCCAGGGUUAACAGCCCCCACUGGACUGUGUGGAGAGGGCUACUACUGCCCAGUGGGGACCAUAUACCAGGAACCCAACACCACCUACUGUCCUGUUGGUCACUACUGUCCAACUGGUGUGGCUGCACCACUGCCCUGUAGAAAUGGAACACAUGUGAACUACACUCACGCUGUGAACUGCCUGCCCUGUGAUGCUGGCUACUUCUGUGCGGCCGCCGGUCAGUCUGAGAUAUGUCCUGUGGGUUACUACUGUCCAGAGGGCACGGGACUGGACAUCAAGUCUUGUCCAAGAGGAACAUACAGUGACCAGACUGGACUUUAUGACUUAAACCAGUGUAAGCCAUGUCCAGCUGGUCAGCAUUGUGAUUCGGAGCAUCUGGGAAGUCCAUCAGGUAACUGUGCUGCUGGCCACUGGUGUAUUAUCGGAGUUGAUCGACCGUAUCCUGAUGGUACCAAUCAAACUGACGCCAUUAAUGAGACCUGCUACGACUGGAGACAACUGGGCUAUGGUGGACGUUGUCCAGUUGGUCACUACUGUCCACAGAGCAGUCAAUAUCCUGUGGUUUGUGCCAAUGGAACUUAUGCGGACGAAGAAGGGUUAGAGGCUUGCAAGACCUGCCCACAAGGCUAUUACUGUCCAUCUGGCACCACUAACUAUACAGACAACCCAUGUACAUCUGGCUACUACUGUCCAAAUGGCACUGAAUGGUGGAACCAGUACCCAUGUGCUGCAGGAACAUAUAAUAAUGAGACUCUAAGGACAAGAGUGGAGGACUGCCUGCCAUGCCCUGGUGGGUACUACUGUGAAAGAGAAAGUCUCAGUUACCCCAGUGGUAUGUGUAUGGCAGGGUACUACUGCUCUGGAAGUGCAACUACACCAACGCCAUCUGGAGUGGGUGGUAAUAACUGCGUGGCUGGAUAUUAUUGCCCCGAGGGUUCCACCUUCCCUACCCCGUGUCCCGGUGGUUAUUAUUGUGAGGUAGACAUGCUGAAUGCCACAUCUGGCCAGUGUGAUGCAGGGUACUACUGUACUGCCAUGGCGGUGGUGUCCAAUCCUACUGAUGGGAAUGUGACAGGAGACAUCUGUCCCCAGGGUGCAUACUGCCCUCUAGGGAGUGAUUCCCCAACACUUUGUCAAAAUGGGUACUUCCUCAACAGCACCGGGAACGAUGCAUCCAGUGACUGCAUUAGCUGUACCCCAGGCUGGUACUGUCCUGGGAGUGGAAAUGCACUGCCCACUGGUCAGUGUGCUGCUGGCUACUACUGUCCAGGUGGUCAAGACUCUUCACAGCCCACAGGGUACAACUGUACACUAGGUCACUACUGUCCAUUGGGUAGCUCGGCCCCUCUGCGCUGUCCAUCUGGUCAGUACCAGGAUGAGUAUGGCCAGGUCAACUGUAAGCCAUGUCCAGCAGCAUAUUACUGUGAUAACACCAUGGAUCCUGUGGUGUUGUACAAUAACACAUAUUGUCCAGCAGGUUUCUACUGUCCUGGAAACACCACCCAGGCCUAUGAGAACCCCUGCCCGCGUGGAACCUUCAGUAAUCUCACUCACCGCACAGAUGUCAGUGACUGUCAGCAGUGUAGUGGUGGAAGUUAUUGCGAGACAGAGGGACUGGUGGAACCCACGGGGCUGUGUGCUGCAGGUUACUACUGUCGCUCUGGCUCCAACAGCUCUACACCAACAUACAGCAACGAUGCAGACGAGUGUCCAAUUGGUCACUACUGUCCACAGGGCAGUGCUGCCCCUCUGUCCUGUCCACCGGGGACAUACACCAACGCCACCAGGCGGCAGUCAGUGGAAGAAUGCAGCAACUGCACUGGAGGUGUCUUCUGUCCAUCCUGGAACAUGACUGAGCCAGGCUCGGAGUGUCAGGCUGGCUAUUACUGUCCCAGUGGAGCCAGUGUGGCCACACACAUCCAGUGUGAUGCAGGCAGUUACUGUCCCCAGGGGUCAGUAAUGCCCACACCUUGUCCUAGAGGGACAUUCUCCAACACCACUGGACUAAGCCUAGAGAGUGAAUGUACCAACUGUACUGGAGGAUAUUACUGCCCAGAUACUGGCUUGACUGCAGCAGAGUUACAGUGCUGGGGUGGCUACUACUGCCCUGAAGCAGUGGCUGUCCCUAAUCCUGUGGAAUACAUAUGUCCAAGAGGAAUGCAUUGCCCCAAUGGAAGUGCUAUAUAUCAGGAAUGUUCUGAGGGAACCUAUGCCAAUGACACUGGAGCCAGCAGCUGUGACACCUGCCCUCAAGGCUACUACUGUCUCCCAGUGCGGCCACAUAAUGCCUCUCUCAAUGCCCAGCAAUGUCCAGCUGGCUACUAUUGUCCAGCAGGUACUGGACUAGACUGGCAGUCAUGUCCAGCAGGGACAUACAGUGACCAGCAGGGCCUGUAUGAUGUCAGUCAGUGCAUCUCAUGUCCAGGUGGUCAGUAUUGCCAGGGAGAACAUAACACAGCCCCAACAGGGAACUGCUCAGAGGGCUACUAUUGCACAUCAGGAGUAGAUCGCCCAACACCUGGAGCAGACAACAGCACCAUCAACUGCACAUGCCCAGACCAGGCCACCUUCACAGGUGUAGGGGGCGUAUGUCCCCUUGGACACUACUGCCCUCUAGGGACUACAGUGGCUCAACCAUGUAAUGCUGGUACAUACGCUGCCAUGGUCGGCAUGUCACUGUGUACUGUAUGCCCUCAAGGAUUCUACUGCAUGGCCAAUGCAUCGGAGUUCCUCAGCACUCCUUGUCCAGAAGGCCACUACUGUCUGAAUGGCACAGAACACUCCACCGAACACAAGUGUCCACCAGGGACCUACAACAACCUCACACAAGGGACAUCUCUAGCAGACUGUCAACCCUGCCCAGGGGGAUGGUACUGUGAGGGUCAGGGUAACCCCCAGCCCACAGGACAGUGCCAGGCUGGCUGGUACUGCACCAGUGCUGCUACCAACUCCAAUGAUACCAUCAAUGGUGGACAGUGUCAGCCAGGAUAUUAUUGUCCUCUGGGUUCCCAGGCUCCCUUGGAUUGUCCAGGCGGUCAGUACUGCCAGACCCCAGGGCUGGACACCCCCACUGGACUUUGCUCCCAGGGCUAUUACUGCAUGGGCACAUCCUCCUCCCCAACCCCCACUGGAAACAUCACAGGGGACAUCUGCCCUGCUGGGUUCUACUGUGAGGUGGGGUCUCAGUGGCCGACACCCUGUGCCCCAGGGACCUACAGCCCCAGUGUGGGCAAUAUCAAUGUGACAGACUGUGUGGCUUGCAGCUAUGGGGAGUACUGUGCUAACUAUAGUAUGGUAGAGACUUCAGGUAACUGUACAGCAGGCUAUUACUGCCCACAAGGAGAGCGAACACCUGACCCUUACCUGUGUACUGUCGGUCACUACUGUCCAGAGGCCAGCUCAAGCCCUGUACUGUGUCCAAGUGGAACAUACCAGGACCAGACUGGUCAGUUUGGAUGCAAGACCUGUCCUAGUGGAUACUACUGUGAUAACAGCUAUGGAGUUGUGGUCAUCAAUGAAACCAUCACCUGUCCAGCUGGCUACUACUGUCUGGAUGGUACACCAAGAGCAGACACAUACCCCUGUCCUUUGGGAACUUUUGGCAAUGACACAGGUUAUAACAGCAGUGGCAACUGUAGUCCUUGUUCAGGAGGAAUGCACUGUAGCAUUGUGGGAAGGACUGCACCAGUUGGCCUCUGCACCACGGGUUACUACUGCAGGCAGUAUGCAGAGUCUGCCACACCCAAUCAGACCACAGAUGCUAAUGUCUGUCCUCAAGGCUCGUAUUGUCCAGAGGGCACUGCUGAGCCAGUUCCAUGUCCACCAGGAACAUUUGGUGGCACGGAUGGGUUACGUAACAGUUCUGAGUGCACCCUGUGUCACCCUGGCAUGUACUGUGAACAACAGGGACUGCUUAAUAAUGAAGGUGACUGUAAAGCGGGCUAUUACUGUGAAGAAGGGUCAGUAUCUUCCAGAAGUGCCUUGUGUACCUUGGGUCACUACUGUCCAACACAGACAGCUGUACCUUUCAGGUGCCCUCAGGGCACUUUCAACACAUACUAUGGUCUAAACAGCAGUGAGCAGUGCACACAGUGUACUCCAGGCCAGUACUGUGGUGACGAGGGACUCAAUGUGACCUCUGGCCCCUGUGAACCAGGAUUCUAUUGUCCAGGCGGCCAGAAUGACUCCAGACCAGCAGACUACCCCUGUCCAGAGGGUCACUACUGUCCACUGAACUCUUCCCAGCCCACACCAUGUGCUAAUGGAACUUACAUGAAUCAUACUAUGGCACCAGAAUGUUAUAUUUGUGAUGCUGGAUGGUACUGUCUCCAUGGUGACCUAGUACAGGCAUGUCCAGCUGGCUACUUCUGUCCAGAAGGCACUGGCAUUGACUGGCAGCCAUGUCCAUUUGGUACCUACAGCAACCAGACUGGACUGUCCAGCACUGACCAGUGUACCCCUUGCACAGGGGGCUAUUACUGUGACCAACUUGCUGCGACGUCCGAGACUGCCCAGUGUGAUGCAGGGUACUAUUGUGAGUAUGGAGUGGACAGAGCAAGACCAACUGGAAUUGCCAAUGCCACACUGACCAAUGGAACGUGCCAGAUGCCAGGUGGAGAGACAGGAGUUGGCGACAUCUGUCCCCCAGGUAGCUACUGUCCCAUUGGUACCACCCACCCUCAGGCUUGUGGUGCCGGUACCUUCAGCAACGAGACGGGACAGGCUCUCUGCCACCAGUGUCCAGAGGGAUACUAUUGUCUGGAAGGUGCUGUGGUCUAUGAAAACACCGAGUGUCCACCAGGUCACUACUGUCCAGCUGGAACAUCAUCUGCCUACCAGUACCCCUGUCCAGAGGGCUCCUACUAUAACGCCACAAUGGCCCGCUCUCUGUCUGACUGUCUACCAUGUCCAGGUGGUCAGUAUUGUGAAAGACAGGGACUGGACUAUCCAACUGGACUCUGCUCACCAGGCUGGUACUGCAGUGGCAACUCCAGUGCAGCUAACACCACAGUGAGUGGUGGGCAGUGUCAGCCUGGCUACUACUGUCCACAGGGGUCAUAUGAGCCACAGCAGUGCACCCCAGGGAUGUACUGCCAGACCCCAGGACUGGAAGCACCCACUGGAAACUGUUCUGCUGGAUUCUAUUGCACCCUGACUUCCAAUACAUCCAUGCCAACAGAUGGCGUUACUGGUAACAUAUGCCCACUUGGUCAUUACUGUCCAGAGGGCAGCACUGCCCAGCAGCCAUGUCCACCAGGAACGUUCCUCAAUGUGACCCAACAGGACGAGGAGACGGACUGCAUGUCAUGUCCACUUGGUCAGUACUGUCCAGGCGGAGGUCUGGCUGUGCCAGAUGGUGACUGCACUGAGGGCUACUACUGUCCAGGGGGAAUGAACAUGUCUACUCCCCAUGAGUACAGAUGCCCUGUAGGUCACUACUGUCCCACUGGAAGCGGGGCACCCAUCAGGUGUAAUAAUGGAACCUACCAAGACCAGGAAACACAACCAACCUGUAUCACCUGUCCCGCUGGGUACUUCUGUGACAACACCAUGGCUAUUGUUGUCCUUGACAACAGCACCACCGUCUGUCCCAUUGGCUCGUACUGUCCCGCUGGGACAAGUUACAGUAAUGAAUUCUUGUGUCCUAUUGGCACCUUCAACAACAGAACAGGUUUACAACAGGAGUCUGACUGCUCCCCAUGCCUGGGUGGCUACUACUGUCCAAUGCCUGGAAUGGUCACUCCCACUGACCUCUGCUCCCCAGGAUACUACUGUAGGCAGUAUGCUAAUAUAUCAGCCCCUGACCAAGGUAUUGAUGCCAAUAUCUGUCCAGCCGGCCAGUACUGCCCAGAGGGAAGUCCAGCACCCAUUAACUGUCCACAGGGCAGUUAUAGCAACACCACUGGACUCCAUGCAGACACAGACUGCACCUUGUGUCCAGCAGGGAGUUAUUGUGCUGACACAGGCAUGACUAACACCAGUGGACCAUGUGAACCAGGCUACUACUGUGAAUUGGGGUCCUAUCAUUCCCGUAACAUCACCUGUCCAGUUGGUCACUACUGUCCAGAGGGAUCAGGCAGUCCCACUCCAUGUCCAAGGGGAACCUAUACCAACACUCUGGCCAAUGUGAAUGUGACACAGUGUGUGAACUGUGAUGAGGGCACAUACUGUAAUGAUACUGGCCUAUCAGCUCCAUCUGGAAACUGUGACCCUGGCUUCUACUGUCCUGGUGGCAAUGAUGUGCCUAAUCCUGUUGAGACACCAUGUCCUAUUGGUCUACACUGCCCUACUGGGAGUGGUCAGCCUGUCCCUUGUCCACCUGGGACCUUCACCAACUUGACCCAGAUGUCUGAGUGCUUGACAUGUCCAGGAGGGUUCUAUUGUGUGCCUGAGGAGGUCAUUCAAGGCAACUCUAGCUCAGGGUUCAGACUAUGCCCGCGUGGCUACUACUGUCCAGAUGCCACAGGAAUGAACUGGACCGGUUGUCCAGCUGGCACCUUCAGCAAUGAACUUGGCCUAGAGAAUGACACCCAGUGUCUACAGUGCUCCGCUGGUCAGUAUUGUGACAUCACCAACUUGACUGCACCUGCAGGGGACUGUGCCCCAGGGUACUACUGUACCAGUGGGGUAGACACACCCACUCCAGCUGGUGGCCACACGGGGACUGGGGGUAUUUGUCCAGCUGGUCACUACUGUCCAGGUGGAACUGACCUCCCUAUUGGCUGUUCCAAUGGAACCUAUCAGAACCUGACCAACCAGGCUUCAUGCUUGACCUGUCCAGCUGGCUACUAUUGCCUGGCCAGCUCUGUCACCUUUGUUGACCAAGUGUGCCCAUCUGGUCACUAUUGUCCUGAUGGUACCAGAUAUGACACAGAAUAUCCAUGCCCACAGGGGACUUUCAACAAUUUGACAGGAUCAGCCAAUUCCAGUGCAUGUGUCCAGUGUACCCCUGGUCACUUCUGUGCCAGCCCUGGCCUGAGUGCCACUACUGACCAGUGUGACCCUGGCUGGUACUGUACUCUCCGUUCAUAUCUGGCUCAGCCAUCCAGCCCUGAAGGUGGCGCCUGUGUACCAGGUGAAUACUGUCCCCGAGGCAGUUCUGCACCUAUCCAGUGUGAUGAUGGCCAUUUCUGUCCCAAUGCCACCAUGAGUUCCACAGCAGGCCUGUGUGCAGCAGGAUAUUACUGUAUCAAUGGCUCCAUAACAGCCACACCAACAGGAGUAGGCGGCAACCAGUGCAGUCCAGGCACAUAUUGUCCAGAUGGCAGUUGGUACGAGACCCUGUGUCCAGCAGGCACCUACCAGCCCAGCAAUGGAGCCACCAAUGAGACCUGGUGUAUUCAGUGCACCUCAGGGAGUUACUGUAAUGACUCUGGGCUGGCCACACCCCAGGGGAGCUGUGAUCCUGGUUACUACUGUCCAGGCGGCCAAUCUGUUUCCAACCCCAAUGGCCUUGAGUGUCCAGCUGGUUAUUACUGUCCCCUGGGGUCCAGUACCUUCAGGAUCUGCCCUUCAGGAACGUACCAGGACUGGACACAGCAGAGUUACUGCAAGUGGUGUCCACCUGGUUACUACUGUGAUAACAGCAUAGAGGCAGUGGUCAACUAUACUGCUUAUGUGUGUCCACAAGGUCACUAUUGUCCUAAUGCCACCCAGUCUUCCACUGAAAACCCAUGUCCCAUCGGCACUUUCAACAAUGGCACUGGUCUGGGAGCUGAUACAGAAUGCAGUCCUUGUUCAGGUGGAUACUACUGUCCAUCAGGAACUGUCCUACCUACAAUGCCUUGCAGUCCUGGUUACUACUGUCGCCAGGGGGCGCAGAUGGCUGCCCCCAAUCAAGUCACCAAUGCGGAUAUCUGUCCAGCUGGUCACUACUGUCCAGAGCAGACCACAGAGCCUAUCUCCUGUCCUGUGGGGACUUUCUCCAAUGACACUGGGAAUAUGAAUGUCACUGACUGUGCUCCUUGUACCAGAGGUUGGUAUUGUGACCAGUUGAAUAUGACCGCUCCUACUGGUCAGUGUGAUGCUGGUUGGUACUGCCCAGAGGGGUCAACCAGUGCACAGGAGGUCAUAUGUACUGCUGGGAUGUAUUGUCUGAUUGGCACCCACACCCCGACACGUUGUCCUAACGGCACCUGGGCCAACAGCACAGGUCUGGCUGCAGAGAGUGACUGUACCCCAUGUACAGCAGGGUGGUACUGCCAACAGAGUGGACUCACCUAUCCAGAGGGACUGUGCCAGCAGGGAUACUACUGUCCACAGGGUUCCAAUGUGCCCAACCCAGAGCUGUGUCCCAUUGGUCUCCACUGUCCAGAGGGGUCAGCCACACCUCAGUCCUGUGCCUCUGGCUACUACACCAACCAGACAGGGACAUGGAGCUGUAAUAUAUGUCCUGAUGGAUUCUUCUGCCUACCUGAGAAUGUGACAGCAGGUGACCCCCAGUCUGGUUACCAUGACUGUCCAGCUGGCUACUACUGUCCUAAUGGCACAGGUCUUAACUGGCUGCCAUGUCCACCUGGGACCUACAGCAUGCAGACUAAUCUGUUCAGGGUGGAGCAAUGUCAAGACUGCGAUGGAGGUUUCUACUGUGGCACCUGGGGUGCGACAAACAUAACCGCACCAUGCGCCGCAGGCUACUACUGCGAGUCAGGCGUGGACAGACCCAACCCAAACAACGCGGAGGUGAACAGCUCCUACGCUGCUGACUGCCCACUGACUGGUGGUCAUACAGGGUUUGGAGAUAUAUGUCCCCUGGGGUACAUGUGUCCUGUGGGGAGUGUGGUGCCCCAGGGAUGUGACCCAGGGAGUUAUCAAGAUGAGGAGGGGACUGAUUACUGCAAGGGAUGUGUAGAAGGUUACUACUGUCCACAAAACUCAACAACCUAUGCAGACAAACCAUGUCCAUCUGGUCACUACUGUCCAGUCAACACCACUCGGGACAAUGAGAACCCCUGUGCACAAGGCACCUUUAACAACUUGACUGCUCAGGUCUCUCUGGAUGCUUGCCUUAACUGUACACCAGGAAUGUACUGCCUGGGCACUGGGCAGAGCUGGCCAAAGGACAACUGCAGUGAUGGCUACUACUGCACUAUAGGCUCUACCAGUCCAAUGCCCAGUAAUGCAGCCGAGGGUGGUCAGUGCCAGCCAGGCUACUACUGUCCAGGUGGUACGGAGGUACCCAUACCAUGUGAUGCCGGCUUCUACUGUGAUACCCCAGGCCUGGCUUCUCCAGCAGCACCAUGUAAUCAAGGAUAUUACUGCACAUUAGGUGCCUCAGUGGGCAAUCCCACAGACAAUGUGACAGGUAACAUCUGCCCAGAGGGACAUUACUGUCCUGCAGGGAGCUCAGCACCACAGCCAUGCCUUGUGGGAUACUAUCUGAACUCUACAGGCAAUAGUAAUCCAACUGACUGUAUACUGUGCACAGAAGGCUGGUACUGUGGGGGAGAAGGUCUUGCUGAGCCCACAGGAAUGUGUCAACAGGGCUACUACUGUCCAGCUGGUCAAGUGACCCACUCUCCAUCAAACUACACAUGUCCCGCUGGUCACUUCUGUCUCACUGGUUCACCAACUCCUGACCCUUGUCCUUCUGGAACAUAUCAGGACACAGAGGCAGCAUGGGAUUGCAAGGUCUGUCCUGACGGCUUCUACUGCAAUGCCACCUAUGGUCCAGUUGUGUACUAUGCUGGCUAUGUGUGUCCUGAGGGUCACUACUGUCCAAAUGGAACACAGCAUGCUAACCAAUACCCAUGCCCUAGAGGAACCUUCAGCAAUGCAACAGGCUUGGUGUAUGAGGCAGACUGCACCCCGUGUACUGGAGGUAUGGCUUGUGAUGUGGAAGGCCUGAUAACACCACCCAGGCUGUGUUCUGCAGGGUACUUCUGUAGACAAGGGGCCAACAUGACAGCACCAACACUAGGUGCUAAUGCUGAUAUCUGUCCAGCGGGCAGUUACUGUCUAGAGGGAAGUUCUGCCCCCAUCCCCUGUCCAGAGGGUACUUAUGGCAAUGCCACAGGCCUGACCCAGGAGGUAGAGUGCCUGAACUGUACAGGAGGGAACUUCUGUAAUGAGACAGGCCUGACAGCAGUGACUGGUCCAUGUGACCCUGGCUUCUACUGUCCAGAGGGCUCAAGAAGGGCAGACAGUAUCAUCUGUACUGCUGGCUACUACUGUGGUCAAGGUACCCUUGACCCCAUGGCCUGCCCCAAUGGAACAUUCUCUAAUGCCACUGGCCUGAGUGUUGUCACCCAGUGUACGGACUGUACAGAGGGAUAUUACUGUAAUGGCGUGGCAUUGAUAGAGCCAUCAGGACCUUGCAGUGCAG